Molecule: messenger RNA, 934 nt
Organism: Coccidioides immitis RS
Lineage: Eukaryota; Fungi; Ascomycota; Eurotiomycetes; Onygenales; Onygenaceae
Exons: 3
Coding region: 196-789 (197 amino acids)
Source: RefSeq, a predicted model, not a curated record
CGCUCAACGGGGCCAAUUGCUCAUCUAUCGACUGCCCUGUGUUUAAGUUAACGAUUGAAAGGCCAUCCCGGGAAUAUAUCCGGUUUUCCGACCUUUUCGCGCGAGCUUCAAUUGAACGACCCGUCCUACAGUUUCGUUCCCGAAGCCGCCCGCUUUCUGGCAACAAUCCGGCACGUCGUUCAGCAAUAAGAAGCCAUGGGAGCAGGCGGAUCUAAACCCUCAGAAACGAGCGGAGGCUCGAGACAUGUUUUUAGGAGCGAAACUCCAAUUCAAUUCUCCCAGAAUCUUGUUGAAUCUUUACAAUCGAGUUCAGAGACCGACUCCUCCCGUGCCCAAACCAUAGAACUCCACAUCCAAAACCGCGUCGCAGAGGAACUAAAACGUAUCCAAGCCCGCGAAACUCAGACUCUUGCAGACCUCGAACAACGCCUCGCAGAAACUACUCAGUCAUCAGCCUUCACAGACCAAUCCACAUCCCUUGACGCACCCCGCGUACCUUUCGCCGGCCCUGAAAUCGCCGGAUUACCCCAAGAUCUCGACCAAGAUGCUGCGAGACGGGAGCUAAGCAGCCAGCAGGUGGCGCUAGAGAUUGAAGCGCUGCGGGAGAAACUCGCUGCUAGACGGAAGGUCAAGGAGGUCGAUGCCGGCGUGGAGAAGGCGAGGGAGGACGUUGUCAACUGUUUGAGACGGAAGGAAAAGAGGCCGCUCGACUGCUGGGCUGAAGUGGAUACAUUCAAGAAGGAAGUUGCUAGAUUAGAGAAAGACUGGGUGAAGAAGGUCAUCGGCUAGAGCUUUGGUGGUUAUAUAACCCCGAUGCGUUGAAGCAUCUGUUGCCGAGCGAAAGUUCUAUGACAGAAGCACUGAAAGUUAUGUCUUUUGCAUCGCAAUGCAAGAGUGUUGUAUUAUAAAACAAAAUGGGAUGCAUAACAUAGAG